CACGGUCGUCCCCUGCUUGUGUUUUUUGGUAUUAUUUUGCCCCCUCCCCCCCUUCCCCGCUCGCCCUCCCUCUCAGCCUCGCAUCGAGAAUCCCCCGGCGCGGUUUAGCCUGCAUUUGUGUGUCUGUCUCGUUGCCCGUCCCUUUGGGCGUUCUUUUUUCCUUUCCCUACCAAAAUGUCUCGUCGGGUGCCCUUCAGCGCGAAGAAGAAGAAGCAGCAGCUGAAAGAAAAGCGCAUGGAGAAGAAGGCCCGCGCCGCCGAAGAGGCGGCCCCGAAGCCUGUAAUUCCCAAGCGUCGUCAGCCGGUCAUGCGCGACAUCGGCAAUGGUCUUGUGUCGGUGUUUGCCCGCGAGCCGGAGGACGUCAUCCAAGAGCGCAUUGCCCGCAGUCGCAAGCCCUAUGACCAUUUGCCGAAGACCAGUUUGGAGAUCAGCACGGAGACCCUCUUCGGGCAUGAUGGCACCCUUGACCUGCCCAUCCGGCCGGACUGGCGCGGCAAGACCCCGGCCCAGCUGCAGCAGGACGAGUCCGACGCCUAUGACCAGUGGCUGCGGCAGAUCUAUGAGAGCUGUCGAUUGGAGGAGCUCGGCUACUUCGAGCACAACCUCGAAGUCUGGCGUCAGUUGUGGCGCGUUGUCGAGCGGUCGGAUGUCAUCCUGGUCGUGGCGGACAUCCGCCAUCCGGUCUUGCACUUCCCGCCCUCCCUGUACAACUGGGUGUCCGGUGUCAUGAAGCGCCCUAUUGUCCUGGUCCUGAAUAAGACGGACCUCGUUCCCCCCGAGGUGACCGAUGCCUGGGUGGCGUACUUCAAGCAGCGCUUCCCGCUUGUCCAUGUGUCGACUUUCACCUGCUACCCGGAGCUGAAGGACGCCGCGUCCAUGGGAUCUGGUCAGGCACGCCGGACGCAGAAUGCCUUCCGCCCGGCGGCCGGCGUGGGGGACCUAUUCCGCGCCUGCCGCGAUGUGAAGCUCCUCAAGCGCGGAGUCCUGGUCGACUGGGACCAGCUGAUUGCCAAGUAUGAUCGUCACCGCGCCGACGAGGACGAUUCCGAAGAUGAUGAGAUGCCGGCCGGCCUUACCGGGAAGAUGGCCAAGGCUCGGGUCGGGAAGAAGGGGCGCCAUGCGGCAAGCCGCGAGCACGCCGCCGAUGACGCCUCGGACGCGGAAGAUCUGCCGGAGGAUGCGACCCCCGAGGAUGAGGAGGCCGAGGCCGUCACGGAGGGAAUUUACAGCGGGGCCGAUCCCCGGAGUGAUAUGAUCACCAUCGGCCUGGUGGGGCACCCGAAUGUGGGGAAGUCCUCCAUCGUCAAUGGCAUCCGCGGCAAGAAGGUGGUCAGCGCCUCAAAGACGCCGGGCCACACCAAGCAUUUCCAAACCAUCCACCUGUCCAAGACCGUGCGCCUGUGCGACAGCCCGGGGCUGGUGUUCCCGUCGAAGGUCAGCCGCGCGCACCAGAUCCUCUCCGGUGUCUUCAACAUCGCCCAGGUGAAUGAGCCCUAUUCGGUGGUGCAGUUCCUGGCCGAGCGUCUGCCCUUGCCGGAGAUCCUGCGCCUGUCGCAGAAGGAUCACCCAGCCUUCGUCCAGAGGGAGGAGGGCUCUCUCCUGCCGACUACCUUUGAGUGGACCGCCUGGGACCUGUGUGAAGCCUACGCCCACAAGCGCGGCUACAUCAAUGCCAAGUCCUCGCGGCCCGAUGCCUACCGUGCUGCCAACAUGAUCCUGCGCAUGGCCUUUGAUGGGCGUGAGCUGCUGUUGAGCUUCAAGCCGCCUGGCUUCUAUGAGAGCCAGCCGGACUUCGCGGACUUCGGCGAUGACCUCGCCCAGCUGGCCGCACACGGCGGGCCGGACCAGGCUGAGAGUGCCGAUGAUCAGGACUUCUCCGAUAGUGAGGCGGACACUUCCGACGAGGACCUUUCGGAAGAUGACGAGGACGAUGAGGACUAUGAGGAGGAUGAGGAGGAGGAUGAGGAGGAGGAUGAGGACGACGAGGAGGAGUAG
Molecule: messenger RNA, 1995 nt
Organism: Fonticula alba
Lineage: Eukaryota; Rotosphaerida; Fonticulaceae
Exons: 9
Coding region: 175-1995 (606 amino acids)
Molecular function (GO): GTPase activity; GTP binding
Source: RefSeq, a predicted model, not a curated record